Molecule: messenger RNA, 1069 nt
Organism: Lactuca virosa
Lineage: Eukaryota; Viridiplantae; Streptophyta; Magnoliopsida; Asterales; Asteraceae
Source: the annotation of a GenBank genome assembly
CAUCCUUAAUUCGCGUAAUUUGAGUUUUAAAAUCCCUUAAAAAGGUACGCUAUCAAUCUCACACCCUUAAACCUAAGUUAAUCUCGCAUCCUUCAACACCGCCUUCCUCGGCCACCAUCGCACCAGCCACUAGCACUGCCAUCUACCAUCGGCUCCCUAUUUAACCUUGAAUCAACCUUGACCUAAACAUUAUCCUCAAAUCCGGUGACCUAAACAUCAUCCAGUUUCUUCCUGUGUGGACAAUAUCCAUCAUCACCAGUAGCACCCCUGCCGACGACCUUCACGAUUUCAGGGGUUUGUAGAGAGAGGGUUACAAAUCGGGGGUUUAGGAAGGUGAUAAUUAUUCUUCAUAAAUGAAAUAUGUAAAGUUAUGCUACUCUACUACUGGUAAUUCCGUAAUGGUGAAAUGAUUGAAUAAAGCGGGUCAAUGGUGAAGAUGAUGGCUAAAAACCGGCUCAGAAUGCUCUCCGCUUAUUUGGGUCAAAAGAAUAUCUUUAGGAGUCGGGUUUGAAACACUAUGCUAAGCUUCGAUCCCCAGCACUCUUCACUCUUCAGUUGUGUCAAUUAUGUCUCCCCUACAAUACGAACUAUGCCAAACUCAUCAUCUUCUUUUUCCUCUUUUCCGGAGUUUUGUACGUAUUUCUGUCAAUGGUUGUGGUUCUCCAAGAUCUACAUAUUCAGUUAUAAAAUCCAUAAAGAAAGUAUUUCAAGAAGCUUUUUACCAGGUGGUAGAGUUAGGGCUCCAAGUAAAAUACCAAAAAUCAACGACAGUGAACUUGAUGAAAGAACUAUAGAUUCAAGAGAAAUGCUGUUAGAAACAGCUUUGUCAUUUGCAGCCUUCAUCAUUGAUCGGAGGAGAAUAGAUUUUGAAACAAAAAAAGAAGCAGGAAAACAAUCACCACCAUUGUUGUGCGCCGUCAUCAUCACUCGCUGCCACUACCACUGGCCACCUUUGAACAACCACCACCACCCAAGACGUAUCCGUUCACCUCCGCCGCACCUAUGGUUUGCCUUCUCCACCUCCCCGAUCGAUCUUCAAAAUCAUCACCGAAUUCCCCUUUGUUCUUGA